AUCGCCCAUCUGUACGAGACGAUGGCGGCCGGUUCGGUGUGUUGCGGCUGUAGUGGUUACGACGAGAUCGUUCGGCGUUCGGCCUUUGGCGGGAUGCCAAAACAAAACUGGUUUCCUCCAGCGAAGUUAGAACCAGUCGUAGUGCAGCCGUAGUCGACGUUGGUAUUCGGUUGGUCGCUCCCGCGAGAGUGUUCCCUGGUUGUGGCAAUAAAACAUGUGAAAAGUGUGUGAACUCAUAACAUAAACAUUCGUUUCGGGUAGGAGAUUGGCUUGAAUGACGUCGGCAUCUGCGCUUCGCUCGGUAGAACCACCACCAGAACCAGCGUGAACAUAAUUGUUGUUGGUAGAAAGUGCUGUAUUGGGGUCGCACGGUAGAACUGCUGAGCUGCAUUUCAUGUGUUGCUGCAGCGAGAGAAAGUGCAUCCUGGUUUGGCCGGCAGCGGCGGCGACGACGGCUUAAAUCGAUGCGCAAUCAUCAUCAUCAGCGUUGAAAAAACUCAACCUGGUAUAAUAGGCAUCGGAGAACUUUACGCAUGGAUAAGCAGGAGUAGCAACGGCAACAGCAACAGCGAAGUCAACGAAAGGCAAACAACAGCGAAGUCAACGAAAGGCAAACAACAGCUGAUAUUGUACUAGGCCAGGCAGAAUGGCAACGUGUGAAUAUCUCAAUGAAAUGGAAGAAACAUAGCCGCAGUCUGUUUGGUGCUGCCGAAGUGUGAAAGUGCCAGCCAGAGACAGUUGUGUCUGCUCUGCUGGUGGUGAAAAGUGCACGGUUUGUGAUAAGAAGAAUUACAGUUGAAUAUAGCAGUUGUAUCUGCAGCAACGUUAGUGUCAUCCGUACUUGGAAGCUGUGUCUGUCCGCGAGUGUGUUUCUUUGGGAGAAUUUGUUCAUGUACCAUAUUCAGUAAUAGUGUGCUAAAGAUACGGAUGAAUAAUAUCCUUGUGAGUCGUUAGAGAAGAACCAGUUUCGUCGUGAGUUGCUGUACAAUGCGAAGCGAUUGUUGGGCGUAGAAUUGGAGUGAAGUUUUGUGCGUGAAAUAUCGAACCUCUACGCACCGUUGGACGAACAGAUCACUCGUACAUUGCUGCAUCAGAGCAAUACUGAGCUGCUGCUGCCGGCGGACAAGUGAUCCGCAACGGCGACGUCAGGUCUGAUCAUCUUCAACGAGCCGUAUCGGAAAAGUCAGUCGUUAGCUUAUAUGUAGAAUCACACCGCACAUGGUUCGCCUAGAUGCGUGGUUUGCGUUGAACACAGUUUAGUGCAGUGCGAUAGGGAUCAGACGGCGACGCGCGACCACCACGACCGACCUUCCCGGGCUUCUUUCUCGCAAACCCAAAGGGACGCGCACAGAAUGCCAUUAAUCAAGUUGAUUAUUAUUAUGAAUGUAAUUAAGUGGAAAAUGUGUGCAAACGAAGAGGAAAUAUUUUAAUAGCGCGCACGUUCGCGAGUUCGAGCUUGAGUGGGGACCGGCUAAGUGCCAUCAAGAGUCGCCCGCCAAGGAAGAGUGACUAGUGUUCUGGGUUUUGUGAUUUUUCGUUUUGGUCCUGAUUCGGUGGAGUGACUGUGAUAUUUUUAGGCAGAGGCCCGAUGUGUGGCCCAAGGCGCGAAACGAUGGCGCUUCGUUGGCUCGAGCUGUGUUUUAAAUAUAGAUUAGUGUUGCUGGGGUUUUUCGUUGUGAUUUAUUGUGUAAGCAAAGCUGCCGGAAGUCCUGGAGGUGAUGGAUCUUCGGGGUCUUCGCUGUCGCAGCACGGUGACUACAACUCCGGUGGUGGCUAUUAUCAGCACAGUCCUUAUCAGCAGCGAAGGCGUCAUCACUACCGGGACGGCCACCAUCGGAGGUCAUCCUAUCGUAGAGUUCGCGCUCCUCACGACGGCCGUGGACGAGUGAAGAAGAGCGGCGUCGGAGUUGUCGAGGGGAUCCUCGCUCAGGACUCCCCCAUCAACGACAUCAUCCGGCAAGCGCGAGAACGGAAGCCCAACAUCAUUCUCAUACUGACGGACGAUCAGGACGUUGAACUUGGGUCGCUGAACUUCAUGCCCCGAACUCUGCGGCUUCUUCGCGAAGGCGGCGCCGAGUUCCGUCAUGCUUACACGACCACCCCAAUGUGCUGCCCGGCGCGAUCGUCAAUCCUAACCGGAAUGUACGUGCACAACCACAACGUGUUCACCAACAAUGACAACUGCUCCAGCACCACCUGGCAGACCACCCACGAGACCCGAUCGUUCGCGACCUACCUGUCGAACGCGGGCUACCGAACGGGUUAUUUCGGCAAGUAUCUCAACAAGUACAACGGCUCGUACAUUCCGCCGGGAUGGCGCGAGUGGGGUGGCCUUAUUAUGAACUCCAAGUACUACAACUACAGCAUCAACAUGAACGGGCAGAAGAUCAAGCACGGGUUCGACUACGGCAAGGAUUACUAUCCGGAUCUGAUCGCCAAUGAUUCGAUUGCCUUUCUGAGGCAGAGCAAGCAUCAGAACCAUCGGAAGCCGGUGUUGCUGACGAUGAGUUUCCCGGCGCCGCAUGGACCGGAAGACUCCGCGCCGCAGUAUAGUCACCUGUUCUUCAACGUCACGACGCAUCACACGCCCGCCUACGAUCUGGCCCCGAAUCCGGACAAGCAGUGGAUCCUCCGGGUGACGCAACCGAUGGAGCCGAUCCACCGUAAGUUCACCGACCUGCUGAUGACCAAGCGACUCCAGACGCUCCAAUCGGUGGACGUGGCCGUGGAGCGGGUCUACCAGGAGCUGAAAGCCCUUGGCGAGCUGGACAACACCUACAUCAUCUACACGUCGGACCACGGGUACCACCUGGGGCAGUUCGGGCUGAUCAAAGGCAAGAGCUUCCCGUUCGAGUUUGACGUGCGGGUUCCGUUCCUGAUGCGGGGACCGGGAAUCGAACCGGCCAGUGUGGUCGACGAGAUCGUUCUGAACGUGGACUUGGCACCGACGUUCCUGGAUAUUGGAGGGGUUGCGCCACCGCCGCACAUGGACGGCAAGAGCUUCCUGCCGCUGAUUCUGAACCGACAUCGGAACGCCAUCGACAAGUGGCCGGAUACGUUCUUGAUCGAGAGCUCCGGCCGGAGGGAGACCCCGGAGCAGAUGCAGGAGCAACGGAUGAGGGCGGCCGCCGCAAGGUACAGUGCCCGGAUGAAUGCGGCCAACUCCACGGCGAUGAAGGUCGAUCAGGUGGAACAGCGGCCGCCGAGUGAGGUCGUGGCUCCGUUGGAGGACGACAUGGUGACCGAGAGCGAGAGGAAGGAAGAGGACGUGACCAUGGACUUUGGAUCACACGAACACGAUGACGAUGACGACGAGGUUGAGGAGGAUCAUGAAGAUGACGAUCAUCCGAUUGGAGAUACAGACACGGAGAUGGCUGAAACUCGCCAAGAUCAGGAAGACUACGUCAUCGACCAUCAAGAAGCUCAGCAUUUCGUAGUCAAUGAGGCUCAUCACGAUCCGCUGGACAACCACCUGCCCAUGACCCCGUUCCGCUCGAAGAUGGAACGCCUGAACAACGAGUGCUCGAACCCAACCCUACAGCAGAACUGCGUCCCGGGUCAGAAGUGGCGUUGCAUCAACGAGGACGGCCGCUGGCGGCGUCACAAAUGCAAGUUCCACCUGCAGCUGCAGAACCACCUGGCCGAGAUCAACAAGCUGUCUAGUCAGAACAAGCGCAACUGCGCCUGCUUCACGCCGGAUGGGCUGAUCUACACCAAGAUCAAGUCCAAGAGGGACUACAAGCAUCACAUGCUGGCGAUGGGAGGACGAGGGGGAGGUCAUAGGGGUCGCCGACAGAGACGGGAGGUGGGAGAUGGGGAAGUGUUCUUGGAGGGGGGUUGGGAUAUGGUGGGUUUGGUGAGGGUGGCGAGGUCAGUGGUAGAAUUGGAGGAGGAACUGGUAUCUAGUCAAAGCGGGGGGAGGUCCAAGCGGGAGACGAACGGAGGUGGUCAGGUCGAAAGUGUGAUUCAUGAGUUGCAGAGUACGCUGAAGGAGAUCGAGCGGAACUUUGAGCAGAACUCGGUGCUUAAGAGGCAGAAUUCUACGGCGGGUGAGGAUUAUGGGCCCAGUGGAACCAAGUGUUUUGUUACAGCGGUGGGAAGGGUGAACUGUUCGAAUGUGAUCUACGAAGAUGAGACGAGCUGGAAGCGAAGCAGGAUGCAGAUCGACAUGCUGAUCAAGGUGUUGAAAACGAAGAUCAACGAUUUGAAAGAUAUAAAGCGGAAUUUGAAGGAGCACAGGCCGUCGAGUGUUCGAGAUGAUGACGAAGAGGAGGAAGAGGACAGUCAAAGCGGAUCAUUUGAGCAGGAUUAUGAGGUCAAAACUACGACUAGUACUACGACUACGACAACUAGUACGACGACGUUGAGUCCCUUCCUGGAGCAGGUGUUCAACAGGAGAGAAAAUUACAAUAGAACAGGGUUAGGUAAGCGCCCGAAAAACAAUGGAGGAUUCAGACAAAGACGUCCAAAACCGACCAAAGCAGAAGAAGAGGAAGGAACACUCAUUGACAUGAGCUUGUUUGAAACGGCUGGCAACAACGAAGAGGUUCCUUCGGAACAAGUGAAUUCCAACUCAAGGUCUAGUCAAGGCAGGAACGGAAGUCAACUUGGAGUCAACGGUAAGCACCGUAACCGGAAUCGCUUGACAACGACGACUACAACCAGAGCAACUACAACAGCUCACGAAGAUCUUUCUGUGCUUGAACAAGAGCUUACUUCAAGCACUUCACCAAAAACCGUCCUUGAAAUGACAGAGGACGUCCUCAGAUCUAUCGCUAGCUCGACUACCGUAGGUUAUCAACAGUCAUCUAGUCCAUUUGCAUCCUUCGCAGAAAUCGACAAGACUUCCCCUAGUAGCACGGCGUCCUUCUCAAUUUCAACGGAAGCUUCUGGGUUUGAAGAACCCGAUUCUACAACAAUGGAUCUAUCCGUAGAGGUCGAUGAAAGUUCCUUCGAGGUGAACACUACGUCAUCGACAACCACCCCAACGACCACGGUGGCCAACGACAUAUUCAGCGUCAACGCCAUCACGCAAAACCAGAUUCCGGUAGUGAAGCAUGACGCCACCCUACCAGCGGCCGAGUGCUACUGCGAGCCGGAAGUCGAUGGACCCCUACCGGACGAGCAGGACUUGGCCCGAGCUACACGGCGCCGUUUGAAGGAGGAACGUCAACGGAAGAAGGAACGCAAACGCCAUCGGAAGGCCAAACUGGAAAAGGAAUGCCUCUCGGAGCGGAUGAACUGCUUCAGUCACGAUGCGAACCAUUGGCGGACGGCUCCGAUGUGGGACGACAAACCGUUCUGUUUCUGCAUGAAUGCCAACAAUAAUACGUACUCCUGUCUGCGGACGAUCAACCAGACGCACAACUUCCUGUAUUGUGAGUUCACGACCGGGUUGGUAACGUAUUACAAUCUGAGAACCGAUCCCUUCGAGACGCAGAACCGGGAAUCGACGCUUACCCCCGAAGAAAAAGUGGUUCUGCACGAAACCCUGGAGUAUAUGAAGGGAUGCCGUGGUAAAAGCUGCACGCUGCCGAGGCACCACAGCGGAGGUAUUGGAGGUGCAGCAAAUGGUGCUGGUGGUCAACCGGACAGUGGUUCGGUUGUGCCAGUUGGUGGAAGAGUGCCGGGGUCCUUUGGAAAUGGCGGCAGUGGCAAGCGGAAGCACCAUAGGGAUCCAUUAGGAGCUGCCGGAGGAAACAUUCCUGUGCACUUCUCAGAUUUUGAUGCCCUACAAAAUGGCACGCCAAAGAAAAAGAUCAAAUGGAACAAACAGAAGCAGCACUGGCAACAGCAACAGCACCAGCAGCAACAACAUUCACGAGGUGGUGCGGCCAUCGGUGGUUCCAGCCGACACCAGUUCCGUGGUCCAGCAGAUCAGUUUCCUAGUCAGAGCAACGAAUUCCACGGGGGCCCCAAACGAAACCGCACCAGUCGACGACGCAAUUGGAUAAGCACAAUCUAAAAGGCAGCGGGACGUCCUCUAUGAAUGUUGUGGCUUUUUUGCGGGACCCGCUCAUUAGUUGAGUAAUCUCAAAGUGUCCAUUUGAAACGCCCCCCCAGUUAAUUCGCCCAGACAGCAAGUGAACGACUGAUGUACAUUUUAUUCGUUGUAUUCUGUGUUUAUAAGUUUUUUUUUACAACAAGCUGUUCAAGUAGGAUCAUUUUUUAAAAUUUAGGUUAUACUGUUCAACAAAUUAUCUGUAAUCUCUACUCCUUGAUUCUUCGCAAACGUACUACUUAUAGGACUGGAGUAUGGAUAGAGCGCUACUGGCUUGCUAGAGACUAGGUCACUGCCAUUCCCCUCCCCAGUUGUUUUUCUAUACAUAUACGCUUAGGAAGUGAGCAGCUCCAACAAGGAUUAGCUACCGUGCGUUGGGUGUGGUACUAAUCAGUAAUUAAUGCAUUUCGUUGAAGAGGCUGUUUUUAUGCCAAAAAUCAGAUCUGUUUGGUUGCUUUACAUUUGAAAGUAAAUGUUGAAAAUAGUUGCACAAAAAGCUCUUAGUAUUCAAUCAAUUGGGCAGUCAAGCGAAGGUGGACAUAUUGCUAGUAAUAACCAUGAGUAUUUAUUAUAAAGUAAAACAUUUCUUAAGAAGCAAUCAUGUAUUAUAAAAACAAAAACUCGUAACAGUUACAAUGCGAAGGUUGUGCGCAUGCUAUAAGUUAGUUGAGGUUUGUAUGUAGACUCGUUUUUUGUAGAAUUGCAACGCAAGCGUCCGGAAUUGGACGUUGCCACCAAAAGUAGCACAAAACUGGAACAGAAUGAUAACUAAUUCAAAGUCGACAUGGAAUGUGCUGCGAUGGCAGGAUCAGUUUCGCAUUUUGAACAACAGCAGGUGCAGCUGUUUUUUUUUUUUUAUUUCUACUUGCAAAAGAUACAAUGCAAACGGAUUACCGCAUACGAUCAAUAGAAGGGAACAGUAGAGCUGUUCUGGUUGCUUCAACGAUUAUAUGAAUACAUCUGUAGAUUCACUAGCUCA
Messenger RNA from Aedes albopictus (Asian tiger mosquito), 6980 nucleotides. It is a transcript of the gene Sulf1, whose product is annotated as extracellular sulfatase SULF-1 homolog. Lineage: Eukaryota; Metazoa; Arthropoda; Insecta; Diptera; Culicidae. The coding region runs from base 1589 to 5965 and encodes 1458 amino acids. The transcript has 12 exons. Gene Ontology annotation, molecular function: N-acetylglucosamine-6-sulfatase activity; glycosaminoglycan binding. The record is from RefSeq and is a predicted model, not a curated record.